Prosopis cineraria is the source of this 2594-nucleotide messenger RNA. Its product is annotated as cation/H(+) antiporter 20-like. The transcript is spliced from 4 exons. Gene Ontology annotation, cellular component: endomembrane system; membrane. Gene Ontology annotation, biological process: proton transmembrane transport; regulation of pH. Lineage: Eukaryota; Viridiplantae; Streptophyta; Magnoliopsida; Fabales; Fabaceae. The record is from RefSeq and is a predicted model, not a curated record. Gene Ontology annotation, molecular function: antiporter activity. Bases 71 to 2509 code for a protein of 812 amino acids.
CAUAUACAGGUUUAAUUCCCCGAGUGAUCAUACUGAGAUAUAUAUAUAUAUAUAUAUAUAUUACACAGUCAUGACGGUCAACAUGACCACCAUCAAAACGUCGUCGGAUGGAGCUUGGCAGGGCGAUAACCCUUUGAACUAUGCUUUCCCAUUGUUGAUUGUUCAAACCACCCUCGUCCUCUCCGUGAGCCGCUUCUUCACCUUCCUCCUCAAACCCCUUCGUCAACCUAAAGUCGUUGCCGAGAUUCUUGGUGGGAUUUUGCUUGGACCCUCGGCUAUUGGCCGCAACAAAGAUUUCAUGCAUCUCGUCUUCCCGUCAUGGAGUACUCCGAUACUUGAAUCAGUCGCAAGCAUUGGCCUCCUCUUCUUUCUAUUUCUGGUGGGCCUGGAGCUUGACCUCCGCUGCAUCCGCCGCAGCGGCAAGCAAGCUUUGAGCAUCGCCGUUGCCGGAAUAUUCCUCCCCUUCCUUUUCGGAGUGGGAGUCACCUUUCUCCUCCAGAAAGUCAUCCAUUUCAACGGCUACAUCCAGCACCUCAUGUUCAUGGGCGUCUCCCUCUCCAUCACCGCCUUCCCUGUUCUCGCUCGCAUUCUAGCGGAGCUCAAGCUCCUAACAACCCAAGUGGGUGAAACGGCCAUGGCAGCCGCGGCCUUCAACGAUGUUGCCGCCUGGAUCUUGCUGGCCCUCGCGGUAGCUCUAGCCGGUGGAGGCCAUAAAAGCCCGUUGAUAUCAAUCUGGGUCCUCAUCUCCGGCGCGGCCUUCGUCAUCUUCAUGCUACUCGUCGUCCGGCCCAUGAUGGGCUGGGUGGCCCGCCAGUGUUCACGGGAACACGAUGUCCUGGACGAAGCCUGUAUAUGUUUAACUCUUGGAGGAGUGUUGCUUUCAGGAUUCAUGACUGAUCUCAUAGGGAUACACUCAAUAUUCGGGGGCUUUGUGUUCGGGCUUACAAUACCAAAAGGAGGAGAAUUUGCAGGGAGGUUGACAAAGAGGAUUGAGGAUUUUGUGUCGAGCUUGCUGCUUCCGCUGUACUUUGCGUCGAGCGGGUUGAAGACUGAUGUGGGGAAGAUGAAGACUGUGGAGGCGUGGGGGCUAUUGUCGGUGAUCAUAUUGACGGCGAGUGCAGGGAAGAUUUUUGGGACCUUUUUGGUGUGUAUGAUGUGUAUGAUUCCGGCGAGGGAAUCUUUGGCUCUUGGAGUGUUGAUGAACACCAAAGGCUUGGUGGAGCUCAUCGUUCUCAACAUUGGCAAGGAAAAGAAGGUCCUUAACGACGAAAUGUUCACCAUCCUGGUGCUCAUGGCUCUUUUCACAACCUUCAUGACGACCCCGACCGUAAUGGCCAUAUAUAAACCCGCACGAGCAGUUGCUUCUCAGAUCAGCCACCGCCACAAGGCUCGCCAACUGCCACCUCUCUCCGACAUGCAAGAGGACCUUCGGAUUCUCGCAUGUAUCCAUGGACCAGGUAACAUACCCUCCCUCAUCAACUUCAUCGAAACAAUCCGAGCCACCAGUAGAUCCCAGCUCAAACUCUACGUCAUGCAUCUCGUCGAACUCACCGAUCGCUCUUCCUCCAUCCUCAUGGUUCAACGCACCCGAAAAAACGGUUUCCCCCUCAUCAACCGGUUCCGACGAGGACCAAUGCACGACCAGAUUGCGAGCGCGUUUCAGGCACAUGGUCAAGUAGGUCAAAUCACCGUGCAUCACUUGACAGCCGUCUCUGCAUUAUCAACCAUGCACGAGGACAUUUGCCACAUCGCAAAAGCGAAAAGGAUUGCCUUCGUUAUAUUGCCCUUCCACAUGCGUUGGAGAGGAGACGAUGAGGAUGCAAUAGAGAACAUAGGACAGGGAUGGAGAGAAGUGAAUCAGAGAGUGCUUCAGUACUCACCAUGCCCUGUUUCAGUUCUGGUCCACCGUUGCGGGUUGCGUUGUCGGCCGGAGCAAGCAACACAGGCCGGUACCACUGGGGCCGUCAAGAGGGUGUGCAUAGUCUUCACCGGCGGACCAGAUGGUCGGAAGGCUCUAGAGCUGGGAAGUCGAAUGUUAGAGCACCUAUUAAUAAGACUCAUUGUUGUGAGGUUCGUUGGUGAUCACAGAUCAAAAGCAUCCAAUUCCAUUGCGGAAACAGAGAAGGAGCUGGAUGACGCGGCCAUGGCCGACUUCAGAGCUAAGUGGCAUGAGAGAGUGGAAGUCAUACAGAAGAACGAAAGCAACAUGACAGAAGAGGUGCUGGCAAUAGGGAAGGGAAUGGAGUACGAGCUACUAAUAGUGGGUAAGAGUCAACAAUGCGUGGGAUCAACCAUGGAGGCUAAGUUAGAAGAUUCACAGAUGGAGCACGCGGAGUUGGGACCCAUUGGAGGUCUCUUGUCUUCUGUGGAUCAGGGCAUUACAUGCUCAGUGUUAGUCGUGCAGGACCAAGAUUUCGCAGAUUCAAACGAGACUAACUUCAAAAAAGUAGAUAGAGAGAGGAGAUCCGUGAUUACAGAAGCGAUUACAACCAUCGAGUCAUCUGUUUAGAUAUAUAGUGUGUGUGUGUGUUUGUAGACAAAUAAACUCCUACCUGGAGAUUUAAUUUCUAUAAUCUAUGUAUUAGUUUCACGAA